AUGUCGAGUCAGUCUGCUUCUCUUGUUCAUGGUCUGGUGAAUUACAAAUAUCGUGAAGCGGCAAGAAUUGAUAUUGAAAAGGCAUCUCAGGCUUAUCAUAGUCUUCAAGUAAAGCUGCAAGAUUUCACUUUUGAAAAUGGGCAAACUAGCAAGCUUCUUUGUAUGGAAGGGACUAUACCCGUCAAAUACAUGGGAAACGUGUACAACAUCCCAUUAGCUGUUUAUUUUGUCCGUCAACACCCUUAUCAUCCUCCCAUCGCUUAUGUCCGUCCAACCUCGAGCAUGCAGAUUAAAGCUGGCCCAAACGUUGACACAAAUGGAAAGAUCUUCCUUCCUUAUCUAUCAGAGUGGAACUUUCCGGAUUCAUCAACACAAGGCCUUUUAGAGAUUCUUCAGAAUGUCUUUGGUCAGCGAACACCAGUCUUUUCCAAGCCCACAACCGGCUCUGUUGGAUUUAACGCCAACAUUACGUCCUCGAACGGUUACGCAUAUGGGAUGCCUGGGGUGGGAUGGGGAGGAAUGCCAGGCCUGCCAGGGUCCACUAAUCCCGCUCUGAGUGGCAGCGCUACGCCACAGUCCUCCCUUUUUGGUGGGGUCAUGCCUUCCAUGCCCACUGUCUCCACUGCGUCAACCUUCAUGGGCAGCGCCACCAGCUUUCCUGCAAGUGUAGUGUCGGAGGAGGAACAGCUGUUGUUGUCGCUUCGAUCCGCUGUCAUGGAUAAGUUGAACAAUGUGCAACGCGAGGUGGUGGACGAUCUGAGCUGCGAGAUCCAGUCGCUCGAAUCGACGCAAAAGGACCUUAUCUCGCACGCUGACAACCUCGUCACUAUCCAAGCGCAGAUGCUCUCCGAGCUGGAGCAGAUACAAUCUCUGACGCUUGAGUUGGAGGAUAAGACAAGGGAGUACAAGGAGGCCUAUCGAAAGCUGAAACAGGAGGCGAAUGUCAAAGUGGACUACGACUCGGUUGUUGAUACCACGAGGCCUGUCUAUCGGCAGCUAGUUGAGGCCUUCGCAGAAGAACAGGCGAUUGGGGAUGUGCUAUACUACCUUUCACAGGCCCUGGAAAAUGGCGCCAUUGAACUGGAGGACUUUCUUAAGGUCGUGCGGGAUCAGUCGCGGAAUCAAUUUAUGCAACGCGCCACGGUGUGUCAGUGUCGGGCCAAAGCGGGCUUGCCGUUGAAAGGAGGAGUGAAUUUUCCAGCUGAAUCUUCAUUAGGUGAACUGGAAUAUCGAUCAGCUGUAUUACCGACAAACCAGAACGCCGGAACUUUAGAAAAUCAACAGAUUAUGACCCCAUCUGAUUUUCAGUAUUUUACAGUUUAUGCAUGUAAUGGAGAACAGACCAAACGAAAUUGCUCAAAAUCACCAACACAGAUGAGGAUAGAAAAUGACAUUGCUGAAAGCCUAAGCAAUGAGUUUAUGUCGCUAAAUCGCAGGCGCCAGAUUGAAAGGGGGAAAGAACUUCUUCGGAUUAUAGAACUAGGUUUGGGUGAUUUUCGAGAGAUCUUCAACCUCCAGCCAAUGGAUGCGUACUCUAGUUACGUUCUGCGGCUUUGUCAGGUAGAGCUUUCCCAUGCUCAGUCGCAGACAAUGGAUGAUUGCCUCUCUAGGGAGGUACAAACUGAGAGGUCACGAACGGCUCCUUACUCGUCAUGGACUCAGAUCCCUCCAGCCUACGAAGGCGGUCAUUCGGGACACGUCCGCUAUGCCCUUAUUCCUAGUCAAGACCAACAGACACUGGCUGAGUUGGAAUGCGUUCACUGCAAGUUCUUGGACCACCACCUCCUCACUCUUCAUCGACUAAAGUCGCCUCAUAGUAUGGAAAAUCUACGAGGCCCUUUACCUGGCGAUUUAGCGUGCGUUUGGAAAGUCAAUGACCAUUCUGGUCAAGGAACCCUCGAGCAUGCACUGAAGUGUCCUGGACUUUUGCCGAUGUCUGGACGUGGCAUCGGUGAUGUCUGGGGAUAUGGAGAUGGGAUAGUAUCUGUGCUAUCAGAAACCAGCUCAGAGUUUACUAUGAUAGUGGGAGGCCUUAGUGACGGAACUUUGGUUGUCUGGGCUAUAGGUUCCGAAAUAUCUCCUCUUUAUCCGUCCGAUAAUGUUUCGAAGCAGGGCUCUUUCCUUCCCAAGAUCUUUGAGCAUGCGAAAUCACCAGACUACUUGGCUUCUUUUGCUUUUUCGGAGGAAGAUAAAAGUUCCGAUUUCAGAACCUUUCCAACGUCCCCGAUCGUCGCACUGAAGUCAUUAAUGCGAGAAUCGAUCUUAUCCAACAGUUUUCAGUUCUGCUCCCUUGAUAAUCGAGGAAAUGUGAACAUUUGGAUGGCUCUGCGUUUGCAGCCUAAGAGGAGUUGUGAUAUUAUCGGGCCGAGUGCUGAUUUGGGACUGCGACCUGGCGGCCGUGCUCGGCUGAUUCAACUAGCAAGGUUUACUUAUGAUACUCAAGGCAGCCAUUUGCGCCCAGUCUCCAGCGGGAUCAACGUUUCUCUGGCUCCAUUCACAACAUGUCUAGAAGUAUGUCGAACGUCAGACAAAUUCUUCAUUGGAUCAGCGGACGGCAACAUCAGACAAAAGUGCCGCGUGCCUAGUCAGUGCAUCUAUCCCAGAGACUUCAAGCUGUCUUUUGCCGAUGCAGCUGUCACCUGUCUUGCUUUGCAUCCCUUCCUGCCAAAUGUUCUGAUUGCAGGUUACUCAGAUGGGCAGCUAGCUCUCUACCUGACUCACCAUCCACAUCCCAUCUUCAAGUGGCUGAUCAAGGUACAAUCUGAUCGGCCCUCAAUCGGUGUCAGAAAGGUUAUCUGGUCCCCCCAUCGUCCAAAUGUGACCUACUGUCUAGCUACGGACGGCGACAUUAUAGCAUGGACCCUACUCGAUGGGGAGCAAGCAACUAUGAAGCCCCGUGCUCAAACCCUCAUCAUUGGCACCAUCAGAGAGCGUAGGGUGGUUGAUUUCUCUGUAGCCAGAGGUUGCAGUGGCUGUCUGGCCGUCUGCUGGCAGGACGGGGCUGAAAUCCAUUGGUUAAAGGAGGAUUUGGUUGUGAGGCAAGAAGAUGAACUUCUGGCUUUGGAAAGUGUAUUAAAUGGACUUCUUUGA
This is a messenger RNA of Echinococcus granulosus, 3090 nucleotides long. Its product is annotated as Tumor susceptibility gene 101 protein. Bases 1 to 3090 code for a protein of 1029 amino acids. NCBI's taxonomy places the organism in Eukaryota, Metazoa, Platyhelminthes, Cestoda, Cyclophyllidea, Taeniidae. Gene Ontology annotation, cellular component: ESCRT I complex. Gene Ontology annotation, biological process: protein modification process; protein transport; endosome to lysosome transport. The transcript is spliced from 15 exons. Gene Ontology annotation, molecular function: ubiquitin binding. The record is from RefSeq and is a predicted model, not a curated record.